This is a messenger RNA of Penaeus vannamei (Pacific white shrimp), 1163 nucleotides long. It is a transcript of the gene Hus1-like, whose product is annotated as Hus1-like checkpoint clamp component. The record is from RefSeq and is a predicted model, not a curated record. Gene Ontology annotation, cellular component: site of double-strand break; checkpoint clamp complex; nucleolus. NCBI's taxonomy places the organism in Eukaryota, Metazoa, Arthropoda, Malacostraca, Decapoda, Penaeidae. Gene Ontology annotation, biological process: double-strand break repair via homologous recombination; nucleotide-excision repair; meiotic DNA integrity checkpoint signaling.
CCCUUAACCAUCCGUAGAAACACAAUAACAUCCUGCUCAAAAGUUGUCACCUUAUUUUACUAAUUUCAAGAUGAAGUUCAGAGGGAAAAUGACGGAUAUUAUGUGCAUUAAGCAGUUUACGGUGGUUGUAAACACUGUGGCAAGAUUAGCCAAAGUGUGCACCCUGCGCAUCACCCCACAGAAGGUAUUCUUCAUCAUCAAUGAUGCAGGUGCCGUUGGCAGUAGCCCUGGCCUGUGGGCGGAGCUAGACCAAGGCCAUUUCUUCAAUGAAUUCAACAUGGAGGGAGUUUCAGAGGAAAACAAUGAAAUAUAUCUGGAGCUGCAGCCAGAUAAGUUAUCAAGAACUUUAAACUCCCUCAAGUCGUCCCAGUCUGCCCGCAGUGUGAAGAUCAAGUUAACCAGGAAACACAGUCCUUGUCUGACCUUGGAGGCUGAAUUGCCGUCACUCUCUGUACAUGCGAGGCUUGUGGUCCAUGAUGUGCCAGUGCAGCUGAUUCCUCGUCGUCAGUGGCACCUAUACCACGAGCCAGAAAUGCCCCAGUUCCAAGCUUCUGUUUACCUGCCUCCCCUCCGUCAGCUGAAGCAUGUAAUAGAACGAAUGAAAACACUGUCCCCUUAUGUAUCCUUAUCGGCAAAUAGACGAGGGACACUGGUGGUUGGAGUCACCACAGACACCGUCAAAGUUUCCACUCAUUUCAGACAUUUACCUAUGCCUGUUUGGGAGGGUCAGGAGGACAGCAUGGAAUCAGCACCAGAAGAGCUGCAUACUGCCACAGUGGAUAUCAAGAAGUUUGCACUUUUUUUGCAUGGAGAACAGGGAGGUCCUACAAAAGUUAUAUGCAAUAUUGUAGAAGACCGUACAAUCCACAUGUUCCUCAUAAAUGAUGACGUAACACUUCAGUAUUUCCUGCCAGCUGCAACCAAUACAUGAUGUCUUUCCUUACUUGUGUAUGUUUGCAUUAGAGCUGUAUUGUUUUGAUAGAUUGUAUACUAGUCAGAUUUGUAUCUAUUUUUCUACAAAGUUAGGCAGUUCAAUUAUCAUGAAUAGGUGUUAUCUGUUUUUGAUUGAAAUUGAUAUGUGUCAUUUAGCUUUGUAUGAUAUGUAUAUUGAUAUGCAAUUACAAAGUAAUUUGGUUAUUUUCUGAAAAAUAUGAGAGUAUAUG